Messenger RNA from Lolium perenne, 648 nucleotides. NCBI's taxonomy places the organism in Eukaryota, Viridiplantae, Streptophyta, Magnoliopsida, Poales, Poaceae. The record is from RefSeq and is a predicted model, not a curated record.
AUGCCAUCGUGGGAUGAUGGAGAGAGCAGCGACGACAGCCUGCUGUCGGAGUUCGCUAAUGGCCACGACCCUAGUCCUCGUCCGCCGAUCCCAGCAACCACCCUAGAGCCAAACUACACUGGUUAUGAUGACUCCGAUUUUAGGUGCAAACAUGACAUGCCCAUGUACAGAUAUGUUUGCUUCGAAGGAGAAAACACUGGGAGAAAAUUCCUGGGAUGUGGAUGCAAGUAUGAGCAUGAGAGGGACUCAAGAAUCCAUGGCAAUGUGGAGUAUGCAACUAAGAAUUACCAUUUGGUUUUGGCAAAGAGGGAUUUAGAGAAGAGGAAUUUGGAGCUGCAUAAACAGCUGGGCAAUGCUUUGGAGUAUGUUGUAGAGGUUACCACUGAUGACUUGGAGCUUGAAACAGCAAAGAGGCAGAAGGUAGAAAGGAAGAAAAUGGAGUGCUCUAUUACUACUUUGCUUGAAGAAAAGAAGAAUCUGGAGUGCCAUGUUGCUAGAUUGAAUGAAGAGAAUAAGAAGCUGGAAGGCUCUGUUGCCACUGUGAUGGAUGAAAAGAGGAAGGUAGAGUUCUAUGUGGCAGAUCUUCUGAAGCUUGCCCAUGACCAUAGAGCCAAGAUCAAGAAGAUUGCUGAGCUCUGUGAAGAAUGA